Trichoderma harzianum CBS 226.95 is the source of this 730-nucleotide messenger RNA. RefSeq lists its product as hypothetical. The record is from RefSeq and is a predicted model, not a curated record. The transcript has a single exon. Bases 197 to 595 code for a protein of 132 amino acids. Lineage: Eukaryota; Fungi; Ascomycota; Sordariomycetes; Hypocreales; Hypocreaceae.
UGGACUAGGUGAUUUGCAACGGUUGCCCCAUUCAUUCGUUUGCUCCGCGACAUGUGAGAGGAGAAAUAAUGUGGUUGGACGGAGAGGGCUCCGGAGAGGGCUCACGGAUUGUCAUGGAUAGUCAGUUAGCUCUCUGGGUCCUUUCUCUCAAUAUGCUUUCAAUAAUACCCAACGUGUGUUUCCAUGGCUCCAUGAUAUGCUCUGUUUGUGCUUCGUCAUGGCUGGGUUGAUGUGGGGAGACGUAUGUAGGUAUCCAUGGCUGCCCAGGUCGGUCGAGGCGAUAAUAGGACGUGAGCCUGGACACACGAUAUGUCGCCAAGAGUCAGGCCGGCCAAGAUAUGAUGCCAGACUCAGCUCUGUUUGGUCCAACCGCCUCCUGGCCCACGGACGGCUGCCGAGAGCCCCCUUGUCCGUCUUUCCCCAGACAAAUGAGGGGACUGGAUUCUGCUUCAACCGCAGAAACAGCACGAGGCCUGGCAUUGGUGUAGCACCCAGAGUGGUGCCCGACGAUAUUCCUCAGAUUAACAUUGCAGUAUGCAGGUCGAGACCCAACAAAAACGAGCAGGGUACAGCACACCGGCCGGGGAGAAAUUGAGCGAGAGAAGGUGUCCUCGGGCAAGACAUUCACGGGCUUAUUCCCUUCGGGCGUGAUGGCAGCCCGCCGAUCGGCAACGGUCCAACGCUACGACGGUUUGAACGGAGGAGAAAGAGAGACGAAAAAAAAAGAUCC